Messenger RNA from Acanthosepion pharaonis, 717 nucleotides. The record is from the annotation of a GenBank genome assembly. Lineage: Eukaryota; Metazoa; Mollusca; Cephalopoda; Sepiida; Sepiidae.
AUGCUGCUUAAACAUGAGUAUCUAUCUAUCUAUCUAUCUAUCGCAUUCAAUUCAUUAUCUCUGGCAUUCUGUUCAUUAUCUAUCUAUCUAUCUAUCUAUCGCAUUCUUCACGACAAUUUCGUCUCAAACGAAGCCCGUGUUUUAAACACUCAUCUACCCUUGAGAAUGCUACCGACUGAGAUUCUCGACAAGAAAAUUAAAACGGUCUUAAUCGCUCGCAACUUGAAGGACGUGGCGGUUUCCCUUUACUGCCAUUUAAAAAUGCUUGACGAAGAAACUCCUUACGAAGGUACGUUUAGUAGUUUUCUUGAUAUUUUUUUGGACGGUAACCUCAGCUACGGUAGUUGGUUUAAUUAUAUGUUAGAAUGGCAAAACGUUUUCGAUAACCACCCGGACUGGCCGGUACAUAUCGUCUUGUAUGAGGAUUUGAUUGAAGACCCAGCCAGAGAAAUCCAGAAAUUGGCUAAUUUCCUCGGAAAGUACAGCGAUAAAGAUUUUUGUUCACAAAUCGCUGAUAAAUGCCAUAUUGAUCGACUGAAGAAAGCAAAACCCGAACCCAAUAUGUACGUGAAACUAUAUGUGCGUAUACAUAUGUUGUUUUAUCAUACCCAUAUCUAUCUAUCUAUCUAUCUAUCUAUCUAUCUAUCUAUCUAUCUAUCUAUUUCUUUUUCUCUCUCUCUCUCUCUCUCUAUAUAUAUAUAUAUAUAUAUAUAUUGA